AUGGAGGUGCGGGGCGACCGGGAGGUCUCCGACGGCACCCACAACUUCAAGGAUUUUUCGAAUCCUGAGGUGGCCCUGCCUGCCAUCGGGAACCCUGGAAGCGGCGAAGAUGCCACGGGCGAUGUCCCGCAGAGCGCUGCUGUCCAGGGGACUGCCUGGGGGCGGCUCGCUACAACAGGCGGAGCCGUCGAUGGGCCAUCCAUCAGGCCCAAAUUUGAAUCAACUGAUGGCCAAGAGGCCAUGGGGACUGCAGAUGCACUGGAAGCUGAGGCGCCAACCGACGAUGAGGCGCUGCGGGGCCGCACGGAGAACGACGCGGACACGUACACUUCUUCCGGAUCGGCGUGCGUGGACUUCUUCUUCAAGGUCGUUCGCGGAAUGGACUGCGAUGAAGUCGGCCGGCUGCUGGCGGCGGCAUGGGCGGAGGACGCCGACACGGCCCUGCGGCUUGUCUUCCACCUCCGGGACGUGCGCGAGGGCAAGGGCGAGCAGGCGGCGUUCUACGCGUGCCUGCGCUGGCUGCGGGGCAAUCAUCCCCGCACGCUGAUGGCCAAUUUGCGGCACGUGGCGGCGGUGGGCUACUGGAAGGACUUGCUCGAGCUGGUGGUGCUUGAGGGUGUGGGUUCUCGGACUGGCGCGGCGAAGGGGCGCCCCAGAGAUUUCCGCAAGGGCAAACCUAUCAAGCGACCGAGAGUGGCGCGGGGAAAAAAAUCCAAGGAUAAGAGGUGGAGGGGUCAAGGGAAGAGGAAGGAGCUCACCGAGGAGGAGAAAGAGGCCAAGGAGACGCGCAGGGGGUUGAGGCGGGAGAUGAGGCUGGCGAAGAUGCAGGGAAACAGGCGGUGCGCGAGGGAGUCGAGGGCGCUUGCCGCCAGGGCGGCGUUCGAGAGCGAUGAAUUGUACCAGGCGAUUCACGUGGAGGUGGCACGGCUGUUCGCGACAGCGCUGCGGGCGGACCUGGAGAAGUUCCGCGCGGGGAAGGGCGUGAGCCUGGCGGCAAAAUGGGCGCCGUCGCUGGAGUGCAGCCACGACAGGCGCAGCCACAUCAGCUCCACCAUAGCCUGCAUGCUCUUCCCUCGGGAGGAGGAAGGGAUGCGGGGCAAGGACUGGGGAUCAUACGUGUACAGGGCGCGGGACAGGUACCGCAAGGAGGUGCUGGUGCCGCUGAGGAGGCACCUGGACGUCACCGAGGUGAAGAUGUCGGACGGGGCGUGGGGCGCGAUCGACUAUGGCCGCGUGGCCAGCGUGUGCAUGAACGCCAACAAGGGCCACUUCGCGAAGCACGACGGCGAGCGAUUCGCCGCCUACCUGGGGGAAGUGAAGAAGGGCAAGGCCAAGAUUGCGGCCGGCGCGCUCAUGCCGCACGAGCUGGUGCAGCAGGUCAUGCGCCACGGGGAGAGGGCCAUGGUUGCGGCAGCCCUUGGGUCGGACGACGAAGACGUGGGUCAGGGGGAGGACCUCUGCAUGGAGACAGUGGAGCUGCAGUGGAAGGCGUACGUCAGCAGGCUGCGGGGCGCGGGGGUGCUGGACGGCGCGCUGGCCAUUUGCGACGUCUCCGGGAGCAUGGAGUGCGGGGGUGAAGCUGUCAAGCCUCUGGAGGUGGCGGUCGCCCUGUCGCUGCUGGUGUCCGAGGUGACGGAGCCGCCGUUCGGGGGGCUGGUGUGCACGUUCAGCUCCGAGCCCGAGCUGGUGUCCGUCCGGCUGGAGGACUCUCUGGCGGACAAGGUGAGGGACAUGCGGGGAAUGAACUGGGGAGGUAGCACCGACCUGGAGGCCGUCUUCGACCUCAUCCUGGCGAGGGCGCUGGCCAGCGGGCUGCACGCCGACAGGAUGAUCCGCCGCCUGUUCGUGUUCUCCGACAUGGAGUUCGACCAGGCCCAGGACGGCGGCGACCAUUUCGAGUCCACGCAUGCCGUGGCGAAGAGGCGGUUCCUCGAGGCCGGGUACGCGCUGCCUCAGGUGGUGUACUGGAACCUGAGCGGCAGGUUCCGAAUGGGUGGCAGGGGGGCCUCCACGCCCGUGCUGAAGGAGGAAGAGGGCUGCAGCCUCAUCUCGGGGUUCUCGGGGCAGCUCUUGAAGGCGUUCAUGGGGGAGGGCGGGCUGGACAAAUUCAGGCCGCACAGCAUGAUGAUGGCGGCCGUCCAGCGUUACGGCCACCUGGUGGUUAUCGACUGA
This is a messenger RNA of Ostreobium quekettii, 2172 nucleotides long. NCBI's taxonomy places the organism in Eukaryota, Viridiplantae, Chlorophyta, Ulvophyceae, Bryopsidales, Ostreobiaceae. The record is from the annotation of a GenBank genome assembly.